This is a messenger RNA of Diutina rugosa, 1290 nucleotides long. RefSeq names its product gamma-tubulin (gene TUB4). Bases 1 to 1290 code for a protein of 429 amino acids. Gene Ontology annotation, cellular component: nucleus; cytoplasm; gamma-tubulin complex. Gene Ontology annotation, biological process: meiotic spindle organization; mitotic spindle organization; mitotic sister chromatid segregation. Gene Ontology annotation, molecular function: structural constituent of cytoskeleton; GTP binding. The record is from RefSeq and is a predicted model, not a curated record. Lineage: Eukaryota; Fungi; Ascomycota; Pichiomycetes; Serinales; Debaryomycetaceae. The transcript has a single exon.
AUGACUCGAUCCGACCAACCAAACUACCAGAAUGACCGCACCGACCGUCCUGAGCUUUUCUUUACUCUCUCCGACCAGGUAAAAUACACUCCCCGUGCGGUCCUCAUCGACCUCGAACCGCUGGUGGUGACCAAAACCACCAGUGUACUCCCAAUGAUCAAUCCUCGCAAUGUGCACUUAUCAGACAAAGGCCUGGGAGCGGGUAACAAUUGGAGCAACGGUUACGUUUACGGUAACGAACACCAAGAGGAGCUUUUCAACAUUAUCGAUCGAGAAGCCGAUAAGUGCGACAACUUGGGCAACUUCCAGCUUUUUCAUUCGGUCGCGGGGGGUACUGGGGCUGGUGUAGGUUCGUUGGUGUUGGAGCUUCUCAGUGACCGGUACGGCCAGAAGAAAAUGAUCAAUACGUUCAGUGUGUUCCCCUCUAAUGAAGAUACCAGUGAUGUGGUGGUGCAACCGUACAAUACGAUGCUCACGCUCAAACGCUUGAUCGAUUAUUCAAUGGCAACUUGCGUCUUCCACAACGAUGCCCUCAACUCAAUCGAAAACAUCCUAUUCAACAACAAGAGUCUGAGCAACCUACAGCGAUUUGAAGCUACUAACAUACUUAUUUCCUCAGUCUGUGCCCUGGUCCUGAACCCCCUAAGAUUCCCCAACUACGCUUAUGCCCUGUACGAGCUGAUCUUCUCAACCCUUAUUCCUAGCCCCGAACUCAAAUUUUUGCUGUGUCUGCUCGCUCCGUUCACUAAUGAGUUGCUGAAGCACCCUUACAUCAAUGAGUUUGAUAUGGUUUUGGAGUUGUUCAAAGAUGAUUACAAGAUGAACCGAGUGGAAAGGCCACAGGAGUUGCGACACAUACUGAUUAUGAAUUAUCUUAUUGGCGACAAUUUGAACCAACAAGAUAUACGCAAGGCCGUGGCUAAGAUCAGCCAACGUGUCAAUUUCGUCGACUGGGUGCCUCUGGCAAUUCAAAUGGUGAACGGCCGUAAAUCACCCUUCGUCAGCCAGCCAAACGAACAAAGACAAUUGAGUGGCAUCCAGCUUUCAAAUAAUACUCUGAUGAUAUCCAUGUUUGAAAAGAUUAGCGAACAAUUCGAUCGGUUGUACAAGCGAAAGGCUUAUAUCAACAAUUACCUCCCUGUUACGAUCAGCGACGAGGCAUAUGAGGUGGAACUGAUGUUUCAAGACAGCAAAGAAUCGGUGUUAAGGGUAAUUGACGAAUACAAAGCGUGUUGUAAAGCGGAUUAUCUUCUUGACGAUGUUUUAGAUGAGGAUUAUAUGGCCUCUUGA